This is a messenger RNA of Morus notabilis, 1591 nucleotides long. RefSeq names its product shikimate O-hydroxycinnamoyltransferase. NCBI's taxonomy places the organism in Eukaryota, Viridiplantae, Streptophyta, Magnoliopsida, Rosales, Moraceae. The transcript has 3 exons. Bases 72 to 1385 code for a protein of 437 amino acids. The record is from RefSeq and is a predicted model, not a curated record. Gene Ontology annotation, molecular function: acyltransferase activity, transferring groups other than amino-acyl groups.
CAAAUCUCUGUGCACGCUUUCCUGUAGAAAAUUAUUUGCCCCAUAUUUAUUAGUUUUAGGUACUAUCAAAGAUGAUCAAUCUUAACAUAAGGAAGAAGACAAUGGUGAAACCGGCGGAGAAGACGCCUCGGCGGUCGCUGCGGCUGUCGGUGUUGGACUGGAUAAACAACCACCCAGUGCACAACUCGGUCGUACAGUUCUACAGGUCAAUCAUUGCCGGAGCCCCCGACUUUUUCGAUGCCGACAUGCUGAAGAAAACCCUAAGCAAAGUUCUCGUCCCAUUUUAUCCGGUGGCGGGUCGGUACGGGGUGGGUGACGACGGCCGAAUUGAGAUUAACUGCAAUGAAGAGGGUGUCCUCUUCGUCGAGGCCGAGAGCGGAUCCACCAUUGACGACUUUGGAGAUUUCGCUCCCUCGCCGGAUCUCAAGAAGCUUGUUCCUGCAGUUGACUAUUCCGGUGGCCUUUCCUCAUAUCCGCUCAUGGUGGUGCAGAUUACUUACUUCAAAUGCGGUGGCGUGUCGCUUGGUUCUGCAAUGGAACACCAUACAGUAGAUGGAACCUCAGCUAUGCACCUUAUGAAUUCCUGGUCUCAGAUUGCUCGUGGCCUUGACAUUACAAUUCCACCAUUUCUAGACAGAUCAUUACUUGAUCCUCGCAACCCUCCUCAACCUAAGUUCAAUCACAUAGAAUACCAGCCCACUAAUUCAAACAAGAUAAUCUCUCUGCAAAAUCAUAGCACGAUCACUUCCAUUUUCAAGUUGACCAAGGACCAACUUAGCACAAUGAAAUCCCUAGCCAACAAAAAUGGUCAAGGUGGGGUCCACUAUAGCACAUUUGAGGUUUUGGCAGGUCACACUUGGAAAUGUGUUUGCAAAGCACGUGACGUGCCACGUGAUGAAGAGACGAGAUUGUACUUUCCUGUGAAUGGAAGGCCAAGUACAAGAUUUCAACCCCAACUCCCACUUGGCUUCUUUGGGAAUGCCAUUUUUGCAGGCACGGCAAUUGCUCUAGCGGGUGAUCUCCAAACCAAACCAUUGUCGUAUGCGGUGAGUCUUAUUCAUGAAACUUUGGUCAAAAUGAACAAUGACUACUUAAGGUCAGCAAUUGACCAUAUUGAGCUUCAACCUGAUAUAUCACCCAUUAGACUUGGAGCCCGCCUUUAUCAGAGUCCAAAUUUUGGGAUCACUAGUUGGUCUAGGAUGGGAACACAUGAUGCUGAUUUUGGGUGGGGCCGACCAUGCUACAUGGGAAUCGCUGCAAUAAGCUUUGAGGGAAAAUCUUAUAUUGUGCCUUCUGCAGCUGACGAUGGGGGUUUUUCUUUGAUUAUAGCCUUGCACGAUGAACAUAUGAAGGUCUUUGAGAAGUCGUUUUAUGAGUAUAUGUAAUCAUGCGUGAGAAAGUUGCGUAUAAUUUCAAGCUAGUUAAUUAUGCAUUUCGUACUACUUAUGUUUUGAGUGUUUUGUAUUGUUCUUUUAGUGUUAUUAGACUUAUGGAACAAUAUUAAUUGCUAUUGGGACAUGAUGUAGUGUUUCCUUGAAGUAAAUAAUGAUAUGUGAGUGCAAAUUGAAGAACUAUAGCUCUAGUACUUUUU